AUGGCGAUGAGGCAGCCACGCUGCUCCAUCUUUCCUCGAUGGCGGAUCUGGCGACAGAGGCAGCAGGGCAUGGGCGGAGAAGAAUUGCCUGCCGGUGAAGAAGCACAUCUCACGGGAGGUGGUCUCGCGGCCAUGGAGGAGGAGCGACCCGACGUUGUGUGGCCAUGGUGGGGGAGAAGGGAGCCGGCGGUGCGCCAGAUUCGACAGAAGAUGGGGAUGGGGAACGAGAGAGAGGGGGACUGA
This is a messenger RNA of Triticum turgidum subsp. durum (durum wheat), 243 nucleotides long. The record is from the annotation of a GenBank genome assembly. NCBI's taxonomy places the organism in Eukaryota, Viridiplantae, Streptophyta, Magnoliopsida, Poales, Poaceae.